This is a messenger RNA of Cherax quadricarinatus, 1930 nucleotides long. RefSeq lists its product as uncharacterized. The record is from RefSeq and is a predicted model, not a curated record. Lineage: Eukaryota; Metazoa; Arthropoda; Malacostraca; Decapoda; Parastacidae.
CCACCACAGCGGCUGACUAUAUAGCCAGACAUGCCAUUGAAAAAAUGUACAUUCAGGUGCAAUAUCAGUCACUAACAAGCGGUCUCAUUACGAAACAAGCCAAGAUGAUGAAGAAGAUCCUCUUCGUAGCCUUCGUCAGCGUGGCGUGCGCGGCGUCGGUGGAGAAGAGAGAAGGAGUCGCGGGGAAGACCAAGGACACCGUGGGUCAGACCAAGGACACCGUAGUUCAACCCAAGGAGUCUGUGGGUGAAGGCAGGGACUCUGGGUCCUCGUAUGCUGCCCCUGCCCCUGCCCCAACCUACGACGAUGGCGGUUCACAGGGCAACCUCUAUUACUACUACUACCCUGUCUCCGAGUACGGCUCCGCUGAGACCUCAGACUCCGAGUACGAGGUCUUGACCGCAAUCAUCUUGCCGCUGCUGAUCCUGGGCGGCAUCCUCCUCGGUCUCUCCUCCCUUACCUUCACCCUAACCACCCAGAGAGCUCUCACCGACGGCCCCAACGAAUCUGACUUUGUUACUCAGCUUCACGACGAGAUCGAGCGAGUCUUCUACAUUUACCUCAACGCUAUAGAGAAUGAAGAAUGCAUAAAGAGAACCAUCUGCGAGAUUGGAGUCUACUCUAAGGACCUCAAGGGCAAGGACAUCGUUCUCGGCCUGAUUGAGCCUCUAAUUCCUGAAGGCAUGAAAAGCAACUUGGCGAUCUUCAAGAAGGCUGCAGAGUCUGGCUACGAGACCGGCAAGUGCAUGAAAUUCAAGUGCAACCCCCCUAAACUCCUCUAGACUGCUGCUGAAGACGACGAAUGAAUUCGGCAAAACUUCCAAGAUAAUGGAUCUCUAAUAAUUGACUUUCACAGAGAAAUGUUAUAUACAGGUUACCAUACUCACGUAUUUUUUUCCCCUACUCGUCGAAUAUGGUACUCUGUGUGUGAAUGUUUUGUAAGUUCCUUAUACGGAACACCAGCUGCUAGGACUCAAUAAUAUUGAGGCUGUGGCUAUUCGCUGCUGGCCAGCACUGAUGUACAGCAUCAUAACAAGCAUCGACUAACAUCCUGUAAUUAUUAUUUUUGUAUGUUACGAAUGACAUUUAUUUAUUGUUGUUGUAUGUCCGAGAGGUCAAUCCUAAGGAGUUAUCACCACUAACUAUUUAUUUCUCAGGGUUCCUAAAGCUUACCAAAUUCACUGCACUGACUACCAAAACAAAAGCACGAAUUUUCCCCUGUUGUCUGUGUAGUUCGCACCCAUUCGCCACUUUGAACUGUCUUGAUUUUGAUGAGGAUAGCAACAGGCACAACUCUCUGGAUAUCAAAGCACACCCAUUCCUUCUUUCUCCAGUGCCAUGAUUUACCUGAUCAGUAUUAAAUUCCUCCUUAAUCUGUUCCUAUGACUGUUUUUAAUACGCGGCGCUGACUUAGGAUAUGACAAGAGUACGGACGUUUGGCCUGAUGCGAGAAAAAAAAAAACUUUCUAUGACUGUCAAAUGUUUUGAUACCAACAAGUAAGGUAGUGAGACAGUUUGUAGAAGGAAGAAUGUCUUCUAAGGACGUGUCGUGCAUUGUUAAGCGAUACAUUGUUAGUAAGAAGACCUUGCUCUGCAAACUAUGUCGUUGCUAGUGACUACAAUCGUGAAGCUGAAUAAUACAUAGCUUAACUUGUCGCUUACACAACACAGCUCACAUAUGUACAUAGUUACAUAUCCUAAGUCUUUCACAUUUUCUUUUAACAAAUUUCAUCUUCUAUUUUGCAUUUUGUUAAUUGUAAUGAAAGUUUAGACGUUAAAUUGUUACUUUUUCUUUAUCAAUGCACCAAUGAUAAUUUAUGUUGUCUACAAUUAGUACGAGGGAAUUCACAAUUCUUGCAUUUUAUCAGUAUUUACCUCUGGAAAUUACAAAAAAAAUAUCUCCCUUGUUUGCCAGUGCUUUGUAAAUACA